Molecule: messenger RNA, 4251 nt
Organism: Talaromyces stipitatus ATCC 10500
Lineage: Eukaryota; Fungi; Ascomycota; Eurotiomycetes; Eurotiales; Trichocomaceae
Product: ATP-binding cassette transporter, putative
Exons: 12
Coding region: 1-4251 (1416 amino acids)
Biological process (GO): transmembrane transport
Cellular component (GO): membrane
Molecular function (GO): ATP binding; ATP hydrolysis activity; ABC-type transporter activity
Source: RefSeq, a predicted model, not a curated record
AUGGCUGCUGAUACAUCCUUCGGCUGCCCAUUAGGGUCUGACAAUCAAUUGGGGCCGCAGAUUAGUAUCUAUUGCCGUCCUUUUGAUUUCACUCUCUUAUUCGAAGAUAUAUUCUUUGUCUGUCUUCCACCUGCUUCUGCUAUUACGGUACUAUUCGUGCUUCAUCUCGUGUUUACCAUAUUUCAAGUCCACACAUCAGCCCUUAACACCCAUGCCUCAUUACCGUCAGCGACGCUCAACAUUGUUGCAACAUUCACAGCAGCAUGCGUCUCCCUUCUAGAAGACCAGCGUUCCUUGAGAUCAUCAGAUCUUCUUACUCUUUAUUUCUUAGCGUCCAGUCUUUGUAGCUUACCUCGAUUACGAUCACUUUGGAUUAUUCCAUCAGCAUCGGUCGGUGUGUGUCGAUAUCUUUGGCUAUCAAUUUUCAUCGUGACAGUGCUCGCUCUCAUCGUGGAAUCAACUCCGAAAACCAAGAUCUUGAAACCGCAUUACCAGAAGACUCCUAAGGAGCAAACUUGUGGUUUUUUGAACCGAAGCUUCUUCAUAUGGAUCUUGCCAUUCUUGCAGCGAGGCUAUUCCAAUGUCAUCCGAGUGGAGGACAUAGAGGAAAUUGACACACGUCUCCAAGGACAAGAGUGUGGUGAAAAGCUCCAAUCAGCCUGGAAAUGUCUACAGCCAAACUACAAUUGCCGUCAUCAGUUAAUAAAAGCCACAUUUUAUGCUUACCGAUGGGCUUUCUUGUCAGCAGUCAUCCCACGUCUUGCUCUAAGCGUAUUCACAUUUGCACAGCCUUUCCUCAUCACCGCUACCAUAGACUACAUUGGGAGUCCUUCAACGCCACAAUCGAAAAUGACUGGAAAAGCGCUCAUCGGUGCAUAUAUCGUGGUAUAUGUAGGCUUAGCAGUCUCAAAAGCAGUAUAUUGGCGCCAGAUACUCCGCCUUCUUACCAUGAUACGGUCUGGUCUUAUAUCCAUGAUAUACAAACAAACAGUUGGCAUGACUGCGGCUGCGCUAAAAGAUUCAGAGGCGAUUACCUUGAUGGGCACUGAUGUGGAACGGAUUGUGCCGAACUUGAGAAACCUCCAUGAGACAUGGGCUUCAAUCUUGGAAGUUGGAGUUGCAAUCUGGCUGUUAGAGCGUGAGGUCUGGAUUGCUUGCAUUAUUCCACUCAUUAUCUCACUAGGGUCUGUGUUAGCAAUGGUACCAGUGUCAACCAGGUCCGGGCAAGCCCAAAAGCAAUGGAUUGAGCGUGUACAGGAACGAUUAACAGUGACCUCAAGCAUGUUAGGCAAAAUGAAGACCGUACAGAUGCUUGGACUCGAUGACAUUCUGUUCAAAAUGGUUUCACGGUUGCGGCAAGUCGAGGUUAAAACUUCGGUCCGAUUCCGAAAGCUGCUUAUAUGGCAAAUUGCUCUGUCUAAUGUUCCUGCAACCUUUGCUCCCUGUGCCACAUUCACCAUUUACGCCAUUAUAGCAGUUUUGAAACAUAAUGGAUCAAUUCUCUCAGGCACGGCGAUUACCACUCUGGCUUUGAUUUCGAUUCUUACCAAUCCGCUUCUCAUCUUCUGUCAGGCUAUGCCUGCUAACUUGCAAGCCGCCGCAUGUUUUAGUCGCAUCGAGAAAUACUGUAUGGAUAAUUCUACAAUACUACUCAGACCAUCGACCCAAGCAUCCGUGGAUACUCUAAAGGAAGACAAGGAACAACCAUUCGAAAUUUCGAAAUCGUUCGACACUCCAUUAGUCUCGUUCAAGAGUGCAGAAAUAUCAUGGUCUUCGAGACUAGAUCCCACACUCCGGAACCUGAAUCUCAGUGUCCGCAGGGGAAUCGUCAUGAUCAUUGGGCCCGUCGGGUGCGGGAAAUCAACAUUGAUAGAGAGCAUGAUCAAUCAAAGUAUGGUAACCGGAGGUACAAUAACAGCCUCCUUUUCAAAAGCUGCAUAUUGUCCUCAGUCUCCGUGGAUACAGAAUGAUACAAUCCGAAGGAACAUUAUUGGCACCUCGGAAUUUGAUAAGGAGUGGUAUGAUUUCACAGCCUUAUCCUGCGGGAUCGAACAGGAUUUCAAGGCUAUGCCAGAAGGCGAUAUGCGCAUGGCGGGAAGUGAUGGCGAUUCACUCAGUGGAGGACAGAAGCAAACUAUUGCACUUGCCCGUGCAGUCUAUUCUAAACUCGAAGUUGUGCUGUUAGAUAAUUGCUUCAGCGUGUUGGACUCGAACAGCAUCUCUGUGAUUUCAAACCAUCUUUUUAGUAAGGAUGGCUAUUUCAGAAAGGCUGGAAGAUCAGUUGUUCUUGCCACGACUACAUAUCAGAUGCUUCCCUAUGCAGAUGGGAUCAUCGUCCUGGAUCAAGGGGAAGUUGCUGCCAUGGGGUCAUACGACGAAAUCAUCAUACAAAAGCCGGAGAUUGCCUUGAAACUUCAGACAGAUGGAGAAGAUAGUUUUCAACACGGGGGACCGUCAGAGCUCUCUUUGACAUCAAAUGAAAGAAAUGCUCACAUUGAUGAAAUCGAACCAACAGAUAAUAAAAAAGAUGACCAUAGUCGACAACAAGGCUCCUGGUCUGUGUAUGGGUACUACUUUGAUAGCGCAGGAUACACCCUACUACUCUUCUUUUUAGCUUUUGCAACAAUCGAGGCUUUUUGUACCAGUUUUCAGACACUAUGGAUGCAAUGGUGGGUGGAGGCGAAUGAAGAACAACCGAAUCAACAACUAGGGAUGUACCUGGGUGUGUACGCCAUGAUCUUCGGACUGACCUUGCUGGCUAUUGUAGCGGGUUGCUGGCUACUAUUUGUACGGAUCCUCAAUAAAACAUCACCAAAUCUACAUUCUGAUCUCCUUAGGUCCGCUUUGGGAGCACCAGUCAGUUCCUUCCAGGGUAUAGACACAGGAUCGAUGAUCAACAGGUUCAGUCAGGAUUUAGAACUAAUCGACAUGAUGCUACCUAUAUAUGCCGUCAAUUUUGUCAUGAGUCUCCUGACCGUUCUCAUCAACACGAUUAUCAUCUGCGCUCUGGGAAAGUAUCUGGGAGCCUCGAUCCCAUUGCUCGGAUUGGUCCUAUACUUCCUCCAGUCAUAUUACCUGCGUACCUCUCGACAGGUCCGACUGCUGGACAUUGAGGCCAAGGCACCGCUCUACGCCCAUUUUCUUGAAACAGUACACGGCAUCUCAAGCAUCCGCGCCUUUAGUUGGGAUGAGCAGUUCUGCAACAAAAGCCAAUUCCUAUUGAAUCGAUCCCAACGACCAAUGUACAUGCUGUUUUGCAUACAACAGUGGCUAACGCUCGUCUUGGACUUGAUAGUAGGGAUGAUAGCAGCCCUUCUAAGCAUAAUAAUUACCUCCUUGAAGGAUCAAUUCAACUCAGCGCCAAUUGGUGUUGCUUUGACUCUCCUUCUGACACUCAAUCAGACCUUGACUCAGGCCAUCAAGAUGUGGACCAUGACCGAAACCUCCGUUGGUGCUGUAACACGCAUUCAACGUUUUAUUGAAGAUACUCCCUCGAGUAGACGCAAUGCGUCUUCUCCUCCGCCUGACUGGCCUUCGAGGGGUGCGGUGAAUUUCCACAAUGUGACUGCUGGGUAUGAUCUCGCCACAAACCCAAUCAUCAAAAAUCUUACCCUAACAAUUAAACCCGGGAAAAAGAUAGCAAUCUGUGGCGCAUCGGGUAGCGGGAAAACAUCUCUGCUAAUGGCAAUGUUUCAAAUGCUUGAAAUCUACUCCGGACACGUCACAAUCAAUGGACAAGACAUUAACAAAAUGGAACAAAGUGCCAUCCACUCCACUAUCAACGUUAUCUCCCAAGAGCCAUUCUUCCUGCUGGGAACUCUAAGAUUCAAUCUUGAUCCUCACCAGCGGGUUUCUGAUGAAAGUUUGAUUUCCGCAGUUGAGAAGGUUGGACUCUGGAGUCAAAUCAGCCCAAAGGGUGGCCUAGACAUGACUUUCUCUGAUUCAAACUGGUCCGUGGGACAAAGACAAUUGCUUUCACUGGCCCGGGCACUUGUUGUCAAGGCCCCGAUUUUGGUUUUGGAUGAGGCGACCAGCAGUGUUGACUGGGACACGGAGUCUCUAAUGCAGUCCAUUAUCGAGAAAGAGUUAUCCCAGCAGACAAUCAUAGCGGUUAUCCAUCGAUUUCGAUACAUCGAUCGAUUCGACAUGGUGGCCCUUCUACGGCACGGGGAACUUUUGGAGGUGGAUAGGCCAGACGUGUUGCUUUCAAGGGACUCGGAGUUCAGGAAGCUGUAUCAGACUUACAACUGA